UGAUUAUAUUCUAUUUUAAAACUGUUAAUAACUAAUAUUACUGAUUGGAAAUGAGUUUAUUUCAUUCUAUAAUUUCUAGGUAUAUAGAAUAGAAAAUUAGAUCUUGUUUAAAUUUAGUUAACUCCAAGGUCAAUAAAACUUCCUACCUAGAUAGUUUUACUGACCUGGGGUAACUCCAUUUUCUUUUUGAACACUCUUUCGCUAUUGUUAUCGAUUUUAUGACGAUUCUUUGAAUCUAUUUUGAAGUUUGAUUCAAUUUACAGUGUUAUUAAUUUUAAUGGAAAGAAUAAUUGGAAUUAAUUAAUUUUUUCAAAUAGAUGUGAAAAUAAUAAUAUUUUUCCUUGGAAUCAUAAGCUUUCUCAAUCUUCAUUAUUAUAAUUUUUUAAUCAUGAAUAGGAACAAACACCGAUCCUAACCCUGGAAGAAUGACAGAAAACAAGGAUCAAGGUGAAUUGCAACAGUUAGUUAUAAUGGAUGAAGAACAAGGUAGUGCUGACAAAUUUGGAGAAGUCACUCCUCCUGUUAGCCCUGCAGUCACUAAAACUUCUCCUGAAAGUAUCAAAGAUGUAUCCUCUUCUGGUGGAUAUAGUGCUCGUGGUGUGGCCAGUAUUGGUGGUUCCUCCAGUUCUCGAUCUCUCAGCAGGAUAGUGACUGUACCUGCUUUAGGCUCAUCGCAUACUUCAAACAUUACUGGGUCUAGUACACGUUUUAUAUUUGUCAAUGAGAAGCAGAGCAAUAGGCCACCAAGACCAGCUCAUCCACCACCAGCUAAUCGCUUGAAGCGAGUGGGCCUCUUGGAACGCCCUGUUCAACACCACUGUUUUCUAUCAGAUGUCACUGAUGUGAGGAGGAUGGAGACUGCACUUCUGUCACUUUUGGAAGACUUCCAUUCUGGAAAUCUAAAAGCAUUUGGUAAAGACUGUAGUAUGGAAGAGAUGACAGGUAUUCGGGAACAGCAGGAGAGGCUCGCCAAACUCCAUUUCGAAUUAGGAGCUUCGCGAGAUCUGUAUGCACCUCUCAGCGAUGAAGGGCUGCAGGAAGGAAAACAGAAUAUGGCUGCGCUUAUGGCCAGCCUUGAACAGCUCAGCGAAUCAAUUGAGAAACUUCACACAUUUUCUAGUUCACAUGAUUCAUAAUAUAAUCAUACAUUUUUACCACUUUCCUAUUUGGUUCAACUCUUUAUUAAUUAAAAAUACUUUGAAAUUUACUUAAAUUUAUUUAUACACGGUAAGUGCUUAAUGUAUGGCAAGUGGUGAAAGUAUAUAUUUAUUCUAAAAUGUUUCAUUUUAUUAUAUGGUAUGGUCAAUAUUUAAAGUUAUUAUUAUAAAAGCUUAGCUUCAUUUAGAAAUAUUUUUAAUUUUAUAUAUUAUUAUUUUUUUUAUGAAAAGUGCUAUUUCUUAUGCUACUUAUAUUAUUUUUAUUUUUGUUAUAAAUAUAUGAAAGUAAUUCUGUUCGGUAAGUUAAUUUUGUUUGUUAUUUCAUUUAUCAUUAAGUGAAAUUAAAAUGGUUUGUACGUUUGUUUUAUUGUUGUUUUUUAAUUGAAUUAUCUACCCUGAGUUAGCUUGUAAGUGACUUCUGAAUAAUUAUGUCUCAGGAAAAGUUGUUUUUUGCUUGAAGAAUAAUCAAAUAGGUUUUUUAAUUUUCUUACUUAAUAAACCUUCUCUAUAAGGUAGUUGUUUCCUUAUAAUUUAGUCUAAAUAUAAUUUCUGUUUCCUUUGUUGAUUUGUUUUAUUACUAAAAAGGUGUACUAAGAAUAGAAACAGACCUAAGUUAUAUGGAUGAUUUUGGUUUAUAAGAUUAAUUUAUCUGUUUAGGCAAGCUGUAGAUAUGAGGUUAACCACAAAAUCAGAAUUUUUUGUUAUUCAUCCAAAGUGUUAAAUUUAUUAUUUUAUAUUUUUAUUAAUUAUUAAAUACCUAAUGUAUGAAAUUUAUAUUUAAUUGUUAUUGUCAAUAAGUGCCAUUGAUGCUCCAAUAUAAGCUGUGUGAAAUAAAAAUUAUUUCUCAAAAUCAUUAAAUUCACAUGCCAAAGGUUAUGUAAAUGUGUCCAAUAUUUUUAUUAUAUAUCAUGAAAUUAAUAGAUUUUAUAUGUAUAGCUAUUUAUAAAUUAAUGUUGUAUAAAAGAAUUUACUUAAGAAGUAAUUUAAAUGGCCAUCAUUGCUUGACUGCUAAGCUAAUUAUAGUGAAAUGUUCUAUAUCGGACAGAUUUUUUUUUGUAAAGUUACUUCUUAUGCUCAAUGUUGUUUGUUUAUAGUAGCAUUUUAUAUACAUUUAUACCUUUAUUAGAAUUUUUAAAAAGUACUAGUUAAUAAAUAAUUACCAAAAUGGUUGUUAUAAUGUAAAAAAGAAUUUCCCUUACAAUAUAUUAUUACAAACAAGAGGUUGUUCAUGAAGUUAUAUAGAACUGCUGUGAUAUGCAUUUUAUGACCAUUGUUGUGAAUAUAUAAUUAUCUUAUUAU
Nezara viridula (southern green stink bug) is the source of this 2456-nucleotide messenger RNA. The record is from the annotation of a GenBank genome assembly. Lineage: Eukaryota; Metazoa; Arthropoda; Insecta; Hemiptera; Pentatomidae.